This is a messenger RNA of Trichechus manatus latirostris (Florida manatee), 1350 nucleotides long. RefSeq names its product general transcription factor IIB (gene GTF2B). Gene Ontology annotation, molecular function: acetyltransferase activity; RNA polymerase II general transcription initiation factor activity; TBP-class protein binding. Gene Ontology annotation, biological process: RNA polymerase II preinitiation complex assembly; RNA polymerase II core complex assembly; transcriptional start site selection at RNA polymerase II promoter. The transcript has 7 exons. The coding region runs from base 112 to 1062 and encodes 316 amino acids. The record is from RefSeq and is a predicted model, not a curated record. Lineage: Eukaryota; Metazoa; Chordata; Mammalia; Sirenia; Trichechidae. Gene Ontology annotation, cellular component: transcription preinitiation complex; nucleus.
GUGGGUGACUUGCUUAUAAGAGCCGGUCUCCAAGCGUCUUGUCGCCACAGUCUCUUCCUGUUCUCGGUGUUGCUGUUGUUGCUUGUUGCGGAAGCCGCAGUGGCUGUGAAGAUGGCGUCUACCAGCCGUUUGGAUGCUCUUCCAAGAGUCACAUGUCCAAACCACCCUGAUGCGAUUUUAGUGGAGGACUACAGAGCUGGUGAUAUGAUUUGUCCUGAAUGUGGCCUGGUUGUAGGUGAUCGGGUUAUUGAUGUGGGAUCCGAAUGGAGAACUUUCAGCAAUGACAAAGCAACAAAAGACCCAUCUCGAGUGGGAGAUUCUCAGAAUCCUCUUCUGAGUGAUGGAGAUUUGUCUACCAUGAUUGGCAAGGGCACAGGAGCUGCAAGUUUUGAUGAAUUUGGCAAUUCUAAGUACCAAAAUCGGAGAACAAUGAGUAGUUCUGAUCGGGCAAUGAUGAAUGCAUUCAAGGAAAUUACUACCAUGGCAGACAGAAUCAACCUCCCUCGAAAUAUAGUUGAUCGAACAAAUAAUUUAUUCAAGCAAGUGUAUGAACAGAAGAGCCUGAAGGGAAGAGCUAAUGACGCCAUAGCCUCUGCUUGUCUCUAUAUUGCCUGUAGACAAGAAGGGGUUCCUAGGACUUUUAAAGAAAUAUGUGCCGUCUCACGAAUUUCUAAGAAAGAAAUUGGUCGAUGUUUUAAACUUAUUUUGAAAGCUUUAGAAACCAGUGUGGAUUUGAUUACAACUGGGGACUUCAUGUCCAGGUUCUGUUCAAACCUUUGUCUUCCUAAACAAGUGCAGAUGGCAGCUACACAUAUAGCCCGUAAAGCUGUGGAACUGGACUUGGUUCCAGGGAGGAGCCCAAUAUCUGUGGCAGCGGCAGCUAUUUACAUGGCCUCACAGGCUUCAGCUGAGAAGAGGACCCAAAAAGAAAUUGGAGAUAUUGCUGGUGUUGCUGAUGUUACAAUCAGACAGUCCUACAGACUAAUCUAUCCUCGAGCCCCAGAUCUGUUUCCUACAGACUUCAAAUUUGAUACCCCUGUUGACAAACUACCACAGCUGUGAAUUGAGGCAGCUGAUGUCAGACUUGUGAACACGGAACUUUGCCUGUUGUACAUAGCCUAUACACAGUGCUGGAUUGAGCCUUUAAUGAGGAAGAAGAAAAGACAUGGUAUGCAUUCCAGGGCUAAAUAUUAAUUGCUUGGCUUUCUGUAUGUAUAUAUUAGUGAAACAUAUUUAAUGACUUAAAUUUCUUAAUUGAAUUUGCUUUCUUUUGUAGCAGUCUAGGAAACUGUAUUUUGGAAGAUAUUUCAAAUGAUGUAAUUCUUGAAUAAAACAUUUUUCAAAAUUAAA